Messenger RNA from Oenanthe melanoleuca, 1110 nucleotides. RefSeq names its product bone morphogenetic protein 2-like. Gene Ontology annotation, biological process: SMAD protein signal transduction. Bases 1 to 1110 code for a protein of 369 amino acids. Gene Ontology annotation, cellular component: extracellular region. Gene Ontology annotation, molecular function: growth factor activity; cytokine activity. The record is from RefSeq and is a predicted model, not a curated record. The transcript is spliced from 5 exons. Lineage: Eukaryota; Metazoa; Chordata; Aves; Passeriformes; Muscicapidae.
AUGCUGGGGACUGUCCUGCUGCUGCUGGCCCUGGCCAAGACCGCGUGCCCGAGCCCGGCCAGUGCGGCGAGCCGGCGGGCUGAGGCGCUGAAGAAACUCCUGGAAGUCUUCGGCAUGGAAGACCCUCCGGCCCCCCCGACUCACUUCAAGCAGCCGCCCCAGUACAUGGUGGAUCUAUUCAACACUGUCGCCAACGCGGAUGGUGUCACCAAGAACCCUGACAUCCUGGAAGGCAACACCGUCCGCAGCUUCCUGGAUAAAACUCACAGUGAGGAGAUGCGGUUCCUGUUUGUCCUCUCCAGCGUGGCCAAAAACGAGAAGAUCCUGACUGCAGAGCUGCACCUCUUCCGCCUCUGGCCGAGGGUCACAGAUGGGCCCAAAAGGCACCACUUCUGCCAGGUCAGUGUGUACCAGGUGCUGGAGAAAGACAAGCCAGACGCCCCUGGAGGGAAGAAGCUGCUGGCAGCACGGCUUGUCUCACUGCAAACCUCGGGCUGGGAGGUCUUUGCCAUCACGCCAGCUGUUCGCGACUGGACCGAAGAUGAAAGCAGCAACCAGGGUUUGCUGGUGACAGUCCAGGGCCCGGGGGGGAGCCCGCUCGACUCCCCACCACUGCAGUUUGCCUCUGGCCGUGGCCACCACGAGAGCAAGAAGCCCAUGCUGGUCCUUUUCACAGACGAUGGGCGCCGCGGAGCGUCGCUGCCCACAGCCGGCUUCCCAGGUGGUCUCCCUGCCAAGAUGCCGGUGCCCAAGCUGGGCAGGUCACGCAGUACACGCUCGCUGGACCGGAUCCAGCCCUGCCAGAGGCAUCCCCUGUCCGUGGACUUUGAAGAGAUUGGCUGGUCUGGCUGGAUCAUCUCACCUCGGGGGUACAACGCCUUCCACUGCAAAGGCUCCUGCCCCUUCCCUCUGGGCGAGAACAUGCGGCCGACGAACCACGCCACGGUGCAGUCCAUCAUCAACGCCCUGAAGCUGAGCGAGGGUGUCAGCACCCCCUGCUGUGUGCCCGACAAGCUCUACUCCAUCAACCUCCUCUACUUUGAUGACGACGAGAACGUGGUCCUCAAGCAGUACGAUGACAUGGUGGCCGGGAGCUGUGGCUGCCACUGA